AAAUAUGAGUUUCGCGGGAGGGCCUUUCGCGCGUAAACCAUAUCCCUUCAUUCAUUGUCAGCUUCCUGAAGCCAUUUUUUUAGCUUGCAGGACGGAGACCUGCGCUAGUUUUAAAUCCAUUGCAUCUGCCUUUCUUUGCGACUAAUAUAUAGCCAAACCUAAGCGAUUCGGUACAUAAGACGUUAGUCAGUCACAUUUUGCAAGUAUUUUAGAUUUGAGUUAGUUUAAAAGGGAGAAAAUUGGUUCCAAAGUAAAGGAGGGACAAAGCACCCGAGCCUACAACGAUGAGAAAGGGGAUCUCCUCUGCCCAGGCGAGAGUAAUAGCAGCAGGGGUUGGGAGCUCCACUGUAGAUAAAAGUACCGUUUUAACGCCGUUGUCUGGUCGCUUAACUUCUGCUUUCCCCUCUACUACAUUUAUACAAAUCAUCACUCCGCCGCCUUCUGUAACACAGGCUACUAAUGGCUGUAUGUCCGAUCCGCCAGUGGCUAGCUUGAUAUACUCCACUCCCCACGGACCAACCCACGGAACAGGACAGCGACCUGCAUUAGGACGUCCACCGGCAAAACGGCGGCUCGAACUGGAACUGUCUGACCACCAGUACAUCAGUGAAUCGGCUAAGACACCCAAGCGCCGUGGCGGGGCCACAGGUCCGGGUCGCAAGAGCCCCAAAACUCCCAAGUCCCCCUCGGAGAAGACCCGUUACGACACCUCCCUGGGUCUCCUGACCAAGAAGUUUGUCCAGCUGCUGGGCAAGUCGUCUGACGGCGUGGUUGACCUGAACCAGGCCGCAGAGGUCCUGAAGGUCCAGAAGAGACGCCUGUAUGACAUCACCAAUGUGCUGGAGGGGGUUCGCCUCAUCAAGAAGAAAUCCAAAAACAACAUUCAGUGGAUGGGCUGUAAACUGACAGAAGAGGGCACCACGCUGAACCAGUGCCAGAGCCUUGGCCGGGAGGUGCUAGAGCUCACCCAGGAAGAGAGGAAGCUGGACGAGCUGAUCCAGACAUGCAGCAGGAACGUACGGCAGAUGACUGAAGAGGCUCACAAUCAGAAAUUCGCUUACGUAACGUACGAAGACAUCCGGAAGAGCCGGGGGCUGCAAGACCAGACUGUGAUCGUGAUCAAAGCUCCUUCAGAUACAAAGCUGGAGGUCCCUGAUCCUGAGGAGAAUUUACAGGUCCAUUUAACCAGCUCUAAGGGGCCCAUAGACGUGUUCCUGUGUCCUGAAGAGACAGCUGCUAGCAGCCCACUGAAAAAUAACGUCUUGGACGUGAAUGGAAACCACUCCACGUUUGUCAAAGUCUUGCAAGAAUAUGCUAGUGGAAGCAGUGCACCAGGGGUUCCUGACAGCACACCAGGGGUUCCUGACAGUCCGGUAGCAGUCACCACCAUCUCGCCCCUCACCAGCCCCCUCACCAGCCUCCUGCUGCAGACUGAGGACCAGAUCCCCUCUGCCCUGGAGGGCCCUUUCGUUAGCUUAUCCUCCCACCUCCUCAGUGAGGACUACAUGCUGAGCCUGGGGGACGAUGAAGGCAUCAGCGACCUCUUUGACACCUAUGAUUUGGACAAACUCCCGCUGGACGACCUAUUGUGCAACUGACGGAGGAAGAUGUGCGGGGCUGUCUAGCCUGGAAAGGGAUUAGCCCAGCAAGAAGGAUUCAGGUGGUACGGACUCCCUCUGUUCAAAGAGGGCAUGCCGCUGCUCUUUCCCCUUGUAUCUGGGAUGGAGGGGCUUGCCUUAAUCCUGCGUGCUUCGUUGUAGUGUGCGCCUGAAUUAAUUUAAUUUUAUUUCCCCCCGACCAGACGCAAGAGCAUAGGUCAGGCACAAAAUCCCUCCAGAUUUAUUGCUUGCAGGUGGUCUUUUUGCUUGGGGGCAACACAUUGGAAAUGACCUGUGGUGUGUUAAAAGGAGACUGUAAAACCAUAAAUACGCUUUUGAUAUAUACAUCUUGUGCUCAUUUUGCCAGUUCUGAUCGUAACCCUGGAAUUUACAUUGAAGGUGGUCAUCAGGCUUUCUGAAGCAGACUCUUGUCUGUUGAGCAUUGGAUUUGAUGUCAAGGAGCCCGUUUUGGCCGGGGCGUUCCUCAUGGACCAAUACUUGGGUAAAGUGUAGUGUCUAUGUCAGUGGUAACCGACCCUGUUGCUGGAGAUCUGUCAUCCUGUAGGUUUUCAUUUCAACUCUAAUUUGGCACACCUCACUCUACUAAUUAGCAGCUCAACAAUAUCUCUAGGUGUUUAAUGAACUGUGGGUUGGAAUUAACCUACAGGAUGGAUAAAUCAUCAGGAGCAGGGGUGGUUACCACUGGUCUAUACAGUAUGUGGCUUUGGGCAGUGGGAUAACUAUGGUAAUAGUGCACCACAGAGGCUUGUACUUCUGCCUUGAUGUGCUUAUUAAUUGGGAGGAUGGAAAGGAGGCUCUUGUCUGCAGGUGGUUUGUAAUAGUUUUAGUCUAUCUGAAACUCUAAUUGCAUGGAAUGAAUACACACUUACCUUCUGAUCUAUACAUAUGGGCAGAUCUUUGAACUCUAGGUUUUCUAUGGUCUCCAGUAAAGAGCUGAUUGGAUUCAGUUCAUCAUGUUAUCCCUGAAUUAAGUUGGUAAUCAUGGCUGCAAUGUAGUCGUCAAGCAUACGAAAGUCAUCUGAAAGUCCAUUAGUGUGAUGGUAGCCUUUUUGAAACGGACGCAGUUGAGGUGGUAGUGGGUUAAUUAAAAAAACUGCCAGACACUCCUGGGGCUUAUAAACCUUGUUCUGCACUAAUAUUGCUAAGAACAGCCUUCAAAUGAUUGGACACUUCCAGUUGUUGCUCGCUCAUGGACGAGUCUGGACUCAUCAGCCCUUUGGAGCAAAGUCCUGGGUUUUUUUUGUCGGGUAAUGGCUUGAUAAUGCAGGAUGACACACGAGGACAUGGGUCAGACUAUGGUUUCCAUGACGUUUGAGCAGGGAGUCAUCUCAAAGCUUCAGUAUAAAAGCUGACGAGUCUGUGGCUGGCCGGUCUUAAUCUAUGCCUUGGGGGCUUCCCAUUCAAGCCAAAUGGUGCUCUUUCACAAGGCAAUUGUGUAAUAAGUUUAUAUAGACUCGCCUGUUUUUAGGAUAUAUAAGGAUAGUAGAGUGCAUGUUGAGCUCAUUGUACUCCAGAGAUUCUGACCAUUGCUCCUCAGAUUUGAGAUUGGAUUCUUUGAUAAAUGCCGAACCUGUUCCAAUAGUUACAGCCUGUUACUGCUUUCUUUCCCUUACAUUUCUUAAUUUAGCAACCAUGUUGGGCAUGUACAGUUGAAAAUGCGUGCAAUAACAAAUUGCAGACUCCACCCUUUGCAGUGUAAUGUUACUGUGGUCACCCUUUGAAGACUGGCUAACCAAGCCAAUGCAGUACCCUUGGGGUAAGGGUAAUAAUUCAGUUUUUGUAUGCUGUUAAUUUGGUGGAAACACACAUACUGCAAAACAUCCUGUAGCAGAUAGCAGCUGACUUGUGCCGUGUGGUAGUGAAGUUUGUUUCUACCUAAAAUGGCGCCACAAUGGAAUUCCUGUCAGUUAUCAUAGUGAAAUGAAUGGCUUUACUUGUUUGUGAAAGCUCAGGACAUUGGCCAUGUGUUGAGCCCCUGUGGACCCCAGAGUUUUUUCAACUGUAUGAAAUAUGGACUUGAAACGGCAGAAUUUUAAGCUUGACCAGGCAAAACAUGAUCUGUUCUCAUAUCAGAUUCGCCUUUGUGCUAUAAAGGCGCUUUGCAUUUGGGCAUUUUUGGCUGUGUAGGUGUCUUAAAUUCUAUUAAAGCCAAUAAAAAGCUGUUAAGCUUAUGAUAAGCUUCCGUGUAUGCAUAAUGUGGUUUAUGCAUUAGUUUAGACUACCUCUGAAUGUAGUAUUAAGACCGUUUCUGGGAGCCGUUUUACUUUCCUGCCAAUUAAUGUUUUCUGUGUGCGUGUGUGAAAUUUUAACACCUGUGAAUGUAUACUUGCUGGCUUAAAAUGUAUUUGUCAUUUGUGUUCUGUGUUCAUAUAAACUGACGAUUUUCAGGUUUUUCACCAGAAUGCCUCAUUGUUCAGCACUUCUCAAUGAAAGCCCAUGUUCCUGCAUCCUGGUAUUUUAGUGAGUGUAGUACAAUACGUAAUGACUGAUUUCCAUUUAACAUUUUAUCAAGUUUUUAUUAAACUUGCCUCUUGUUUCUGUUAACGCCACAAUUGUCAGUAUCAACUAAGACGUUUAUCCUUGCUGAAUUCAACACAAUGACAAUAUGUGGGUCAAAGUUUCAGUGAAGUCUACAAUUAAGUCAAUGCAGUGGUAGCUUAAUUGAAUAAUUGAAGGGCUUGCUAAUGGAAUUAACUCUUGGAAUGGCCUGCUUAAUUUUUUUUAACCUUUGCAUCUUGAUUGUCCUGUAUUAUUGGCAGUCUUAUUUGGAUAAAGUAACACAGAUUGGUUACUUUGCGUUUGGUGCGUGUUGUACUAGUCGUAAUUUCUGCAUUCAAUAUAAUUUGUUAUUCAUUUACCCUUUUUCAAUUUUUCGCACUGCAGUUUUGUAAAUCCAUUUUACUCCUUGAUGAUUAAUGUUGCUCUGCAGAGUUUCCUCGUCUCCAGGAAGGCUGGUGAUGAUCUGGAUUAGUUCUUUGUGAAUUGCAGACCGUUCCUUGAGAUCCUUUCUCGGUGGCUGGUUGAGAAGCGGCCAGACUUGGGCCCAUUCUUCGUCGGUAAAUGUCGUCGUUAUGUAGUCACUAAGGUUUCAGUGCUGUACUGCCGUUAAGUUUCUCCACCAGCCUGUUGCCGUCGGAGUGCACGUUUCCAUUGUUGCCAGCUAAUGUCUCAGUGCUUAUCAGGGAGGUUUGGCAUUCGGAUGUGGGGAAGGAUGCAUUCCAAGGUGUUACAUUUGCCACACCAUAAAAUUGUGUGCCUAAUUUGUGUCUAAGUUGGCAAUAAUUGUUGUACCUUUCGAGUGAGUGUUUCAGCAAGUCCAUCUGAAGUACUGGCAAGUGUUAGCACAGAUUAAUUUAAAGUUUAGAUGUUUUAGCACAGUUGAAUACAAAUGAUUCAGGGGUUAUUUAAUGUGGGGUUUGUGAUUGUGCGCAUGAAAGUAUUUGUGUGUUCAGUGACUGUUGUGAGAUGUUCAUUUGUUUGGGAAAAUGUAUGAAAUUAAAAUGUUUUAAUAAAAAGCAA
Molecule: messenger RNA, 5138 nt
Organism: Anguilla anguilla (European eel)
Lineage: Eukaryota; Metazoa; Chordata; Actinopteri; Anguilliformes; Anguillidae
Gene: e2f3
Product: E2F transcription factor 3
Exons: 7
Coding region: 285-1598 (437 amino acids)
Biological process (GO): regulation of transcription by RNA polymerase II
Cellular component (GO): RNA polymerase II transcription regulator complex
Molecular function (GO): DNA-binding transcription factor activity, RNA polymerase II-specific; protein dimerization activity; RNA polymerase II cis-regulatory region sequence-specific DNA binding
Source: RefSeq, a predicted model, not a curated record